Girardinichthys multiradiatus is the source of this 3219-nucleotide messenger RNA. RefSeq lists its product as uncharacterized. The record is from RefSeq and is a predicted model, not a curated record. Lineage: Eukaryota; Metazoa; Chordata; Actinopteri; Cyprinodontiformes; Goodeidae. The coding region runs from base 870 to 1226 and encodes 118 amino acids. The transcript has 2 exons.
UUGGAGUGUUCUGUAUUUGCUGGUGUCUUUCAUGGUGUUUGUGAUGCUAGUGUUCUCUAAAGAGCUUCUGGUACCUUAAAAGAACAGCUGUAUUUAUACUAACAAUAACAUAUACACAGGUGGGCUAAUUAGAUGAUUAGCUGUCAAAGUGAAGCAGACAAUAAAAACCAAACUCUGACUUUUCAGACUUUUAUUUGUAAAAAAUAUAAAAACCAUGUUUAAUUUUGCUUCCUGUGCACAAAUGUGCACCACUUUAUGUUGGCCUUUCACCUAAAGUCCAAAUAGGGCACACACAAAUCUGUGGUUUGGAAACGUUCAGGGUGUAUUAAAACUUUUGCAACCCCUUACAGUCUAUGCAAAAUAGACUGUUAUUGGGUGAUAAGAGUCAAUUAAUACAAUUACAGGAGUGGCCAUUGUAUGUACGAUAAAGACAUCUGCGCAAAUGAACUAACACCCUUGACCAGAAAAAAAAAAUAUCCUAAACAUAAUUUAGAAAGUUUUUAAACAGUGGCAUGCAGUUUUACAAUCCCACUUAACCUUAUUUUUAAUGUCAUCUAGCAAACCUAUUCAAAUGUUUCUGUUUGCACUGAUCUCUUAGUUCAUGUGCUCCAGCUCUUUUAAUCUCCUUAGUCUCACCUCCUGCAGCCUUCCUGUUAUGCAAACAAAGGAAGGAGACAGAAUAAGAGCUAACCAGGUUGUCUCAUGUCAGACAGCAGAGCAUAGGUUGGACAGGCAGCACGCACACCCGGGCAGACCAUCUGUCAGCGGGGUUUCCCCACAAGGGAGUACAGGGAGAGGAGCUUCAGAGAAUAGAGGCGAAGGUGAUCCGGCCUUUACCUCUGAUUUCCAUCAGAUUUUAAAAGAAGUCCAUGGUGGAAGGCUGCAAGAUGGUUUUCAGACUCCCAAUACUCACUCCCAGUUACAUCAGGCUGCUGCAGACCCAGGCGUUCCAUAACAUGCCUGUGACACCUCCAGCUGAGAAAACCAUGCCUGGUAUGGCUAUGCUGCUGGGGGCCGUGGGGAUCGGGAUGUGCGGCUACAGCUCUAGGCAGUUGGCCCUUCACCACAGGCCCUCCAUUCGGGUGCUACACUGGGUUGGCACGCACACCGACGCUGGCGGCGCUGGCAUGGUGACACAUGGGACCCCUUUCCUGGAUGUAACCCGCCGAGCUCCCACCCCUCUGGAGAUACCACCUCCCUCCUUUGUGGGCCAGAAAUUUACCUAAAAUAACAGCAACUAUAUCAUGAAUUUAGAUUAUGAAGCAUUGUAGGUGAAGUUCCUGUAGCUACACUUCCUCAGGUCUAAGAUUGUAGCUAUGCUGGCCCGUUGCAGCUGCAAUGAGGCCCAUGUGCUCUCUGAAGAUGAGUAAGGGUAGAUACCUGACUUUACCUAAAUGCAAAAUGUAGUGAUAUGUAAUUCCUUACCUACUGAAAUAGAUGUAAUUAUAAUUCAAACUUUAAAAGCACUGAUGGGAUACUUGGCAAUAAGAGUGACUGAAUGAGUAUAACUGGAACUUCCAGGACUUUGGAGAUAUAUUUCAACAUCAAGCUGUGGUAAUAAAAACCAACAGGUUUGGCUCUAUGAUUCCUACAAAGGCAGACAACCAAGUGUAAGUGCUUAAGCAGCUUAUUGAUGCCUAUGACUUCAACGAAUUUCCUCUGACGUGGAACAGGUGUCGUCCAUUCAACAAGCGUUGAUAUUUUGUACAUAUUAUAUUGCCAACGGAGAGUAUCACUGGAAACGUUAACAUUUUCAAAAGAGAAUUUGAAAUCCAAGCAUGUAAAUAAUGGAUGCACAACUACACCUUGCCAGAAUAUGAUUGCUAGGUCGUGUGUCUGAGACCUUGUUGCUGGCAGUCAGGCAAAGCAGAGUGGCGGAAAAUCAACAUAUGCUCAUUAUCCUAAUCUGGAAUUAGAGAUACAAGGACUGGCAGGCAGUUCCUGUGUGACCAAACAAUGUGCCGUUCACCCUGCAGUGUCCACCACUCCUCUCAGAGUCAUUCACAGAGUUUUAUGUCAUAUUAAAGUUGGUGUUUUUGAUGUGUAGACAUGAAGCAGGGAAAAGGGGACCUGAGAUUUGGCGAGGCACUGAGUGUGGUUGAGAAUGUGCACUGUGCCUUACUGGUUGCACUGGAAUUACACUGUCUUGGCAAGAGUUGUAGAGGAAGUUCUGAGAAUGCAUACACAGUGCUUUGAAAAAAUAGGGAUGGUAAGAAAUUUGAUGUCUGACCAGUUAGAGGUCAGAGAGACUAUGUAAUCUCUUUUUAUGCAUCUGAAGUGCCAGCCUUCUCUGUCUGCCAAACUGGACAAGUGUCGAGUUGUAGCGGGUUGCAAGUGUUUGGAGCCUGAGUAGUGCUUCUCCAGAAUACAAGCCCAGCAGGUCACCACCAAAAUGGUCAUAAUAUACUCAGCAGAGGGGACUAAUGGCUCCAACUGGCAUCAGAUGCUGAACAGGACAGCCCGCUGGACAGGGGCCAGCAUCUUUUAACAGUUAAUGGGAUUAUAAUAAUAAAUUUUUUAAAUUCUGGCAGAAACCUGUCUGACAAAACAUAUUUUUCCACCUGUUCAAAUAUUAUAAGUAGCCCCAAUUUGGAUUUCAUGUUCAGGCUUAAACUUGAAGGAGUUGUGAAAUCGAUGUGGUCAUGGGCUGAAGGCUGUGUAGUGCACCUGACUGGCUUUGAUGGAUCCUCACUAUGCUGCAGUGUUGCACACCGAUCUCCGAGCCCUGUGGAAACCAAUUGAUCUCAAUCAGAAAGGAAGAGAGGCAGAGCUCAUCUCCCCUUUGCAGCAAACCUUUUCUCAGGUUUCUGCACCUUAUUACGAAAUACUGACAAUAAUGCAAUGUUCGCUGUUGGAUUAAAAAUGCAGAGAAUGAUUGAAGGCAUCAUAUUUAUCCUGUUAGCUUGCUUUUUGUCACACAUCAGUGCGCAUCUAGCUAUUUGCAAACUUUGGUUCAUCUCUGUUAAAUAAAGGAGAGAUCUGUUGUCCAUAGAAGUUCAUACUUAAUAAAUUCAUGUUGCACACAAUGACUUCUGCUGUUGCACUUCAGUCACAAAUGUUAGUGAAACUGCCUCUGAAAACAUGUGGGAUUUUCUAUUUUUUUGUACAAAGGAAUAAAGGUUUUUAGUUAAAUUGCAAUUCAUGUUUUGGUUUGAUGGGAAGCUGGAGUAUGCUUCUCCUGCAAUACAAUUUAAUGUUAUUAAAUAGAGGUUCAAAACA